GAUCAGAUGGCGGCGAGUGUCUCUCCCACGGGCCCCCACGCACACGCAGCAGGAACAGAAACAGCGUCCUUAACAAUGGCGACGCCCGGGCAAGUACGAGGAGCCACGAGGGACAAACCUUUCGAUCUCGCCCUGAAGAAGUUCAAGAUGUCACUGAUGAGUCAUCGAUGCGACAUUGACCUGUGUCACGGCCGUGGAAAAUUGACCCCGGGGGAGUUUUGAAAGAACAACAAGUUGCCGUCAUGUCGAGGUAUAACUUCUCGCUGUGCUUGAUGGUGCUCGCCUCCCUGGGACGGUCGGGGAGCGACGAGCCCAAUCUGCCGCUGCAGCCCCCCACGGACGCCGGGCCGUCGCUCCCGGACGAGGACGCCGGCGCCCACGAGUGCUCCGCCUGCGUGUGGCGGGAACAAAGCAAAGUGCUGCGGCUGGAGACCAUCAAGUCGCAGAUCCUCAGCAAGCUGCGCCUGAAGCAGGCGCCCAACAUCAGCCGCGAGGUGGUCAACCAGCUGCUGCCCAAGGCGCCGCCGCUCCAGCAGCUGCUGGACCACCACGACUUCCAGGGCGACGCCGCGUCCCAGGACGAGUUCAUGGAGGAGGACGAGUACCACGCCACCACGGAGUCCGUCAUCACCAUGGCGUCUGAGCGUGAGUAG
This is a messenger RNA of Entelurus aequoreus (snake pipefish), 653 nucleotides long. Its product is annotated as growth/differentiation factor 11-like. The record is from RefSeq and is a predicted model, not a curated record. The transcript has 3 exons. NCBI's taxonomy places the organism in Eukaryota, Metazoa, Chordata, Actinopteri, Syngnathiformes, Syngnathidae. Bases 243 to 653 code for a protein of 136 amino acids.